UCACACUUAUUCAGUAAUUAUUAUUUAUUUGUGUCAUUCAAAAUCUGUGCAUAUAUUAAAAAAUAAUAAUUAUAUAUAUGUACCAAUAUCUCAGGGAACUUAUUCAAGAUACACCAAAUUAUUUUGUAUUCAUGAUUGUUCCAUGUGGACUUAUUUUAUGUAUAUAUAAAAAAUAAAAAAUAUUAUUUUAUACAUAAAUAUAUAUAUAUAUAUAUGUAUAUGUAAAUGUAAAUUGGGAAUUUCUCCAUUGUGAGACAAAUAAGGGUUUUCUUAACUUGUAUAUACUGUAUAUUAGAACAAAUGAGCAAUAGUUUGUGUUAAAAAAAAAAGACAUUCAGAGAAUCCCUAACUCCGACUUGAAACAUGAAACCUGUUUUCAAACCAUAACUUCGAAUAUCCAUCCAUCCAUUUCCUGAACCGCUUUAUCCUCACGAGGGUCAUGGACGUGCUGCAGCCAAUCCCAUCUGACUUCGAACAGCAGGCGGGAUCUUAAUUGGUUGCCAGCCAAUUGCGGGGCACACAACGACAAACAACUAUUCUUGUUAAAACACUACUCCCAUAACGAUGCUUGAUUAGAAUUAUAUUUUACACUUAAUUCACUUCAAAGUGAAUAACGUAGAAGCUCAGUGGAAUCACUGAAGGGAUUGUGUUCCGCAGUUCAUGUCAUGUUUGUCAUGCGCGUGUGUGUGCAUAGUCAAAGGAGGAAACUAGUCAAGCCAGUCAAGUAUCGUUGCCUGGUCAAACAUGACAUUGGACAGGACCAACCCUAACCGUCACGUCAACACCAAACUGCAGCGUUUCACUCACUUGCUGUGAGCUGAUGUUGACACCGGGAGACAUGUAGACGGACGUCGUCACCUUGGUCCUUCACCAUGUCCAUCAGUGUGAACGUAAGGAAGGUCUCCAACCUGCCAGGAGGAUCCCAGCGGAGAGUGGAGCUCUCCUUCAGAGGAUUCACCCAGAGAACCAGAGUGGUGCAGAGCGAUGGUGUGGCCUUUUUCAAUGAGUCGUUCCGCUGGCCUCACUAUGGUAAAGUCAUCCGACAUGAAGUGCUGACCAUCAGAGUUUACAACUUCAGUAAAGUCUUCUCCAACAGACUGCUGGGAAAGCUGGUCGUGGGUCUCGAGCACAUCAUCACAUCAGGGAGGCUGUUGCUACGGGAACCACUCACCGACGGCAACCAUCUCCUGACUGAUAUCUACGUGGAGUUGGACGUGCGCUACAAUCCAGUUGAGGGCGCCGCAGGAGGAUGGGAGGGACAGGACUUCAUCAGAGUGGAGGACAAAGAUGAAUCAGCGCUGGGCUUCCAGAAUGAAGCCUUUGAAAAUGAUGAGAGCCCACCGAUGUUGAGUCGUCUGGAGAGGGACCUGGAGAGGGAGACCCGACAACUGGGGCGCAACCUCAUCCGUGUCCAGGGCGACCAGGACGACUAUGACGACUAUGACGACUAUGACGAAGACGACCUGCUGGACAUGGACAUGUCUGAUAUCGUCUUCACUCCUUUGAUGAGUCGUUCCAGGCCGCUGUCUCGGCAUGUUGCUGCAGCCACACCCAGGGUUCAAAGUUUCCAGGUGAACGUCAACAUCUUGGAAGCGCAGAAACUGGCGGGCGUCAACAUCAACCCGGCCGUGUUCAUCCGAGUGGGAGAGCAGAAGAAACACACGGCCACGCAAAAGUCCACCAACUGUCCCUUCUACAAUGAAAACUUCCAGUUUGAGUUCCAUGAAACCCCAGAGGUUCUCUUUGACAAGGUUAUCGAGAUCAAGGUGUACCACCGCCGAACCCUGCCCUUCCUCAUGAGCCACGUGGGAACCUUCAAGAUUGACAUUGCCACCGUGUUCCGUGAGCCAGACCACCGCUUCUACGAGAAGUGGGCCCCGCUCACUGACCCGGCUGACACCCGAUCGGGGGCCAAAGGCUACGUGAAGGCCACCCUCAGCGUGCUGAUGAAAGGCGAGGCUCUGAACACCAGCCUGCCGCCCGGCACGGCCGGCGCCAAUGACAGCAUCGACAAAAAUCUCAUGCUUCCCCGCGGUAUGCCUUCCGAUCGCCCGUGGGCUCGAUUUCGAGUGCGGGUCUACCAGGCAGACGGCCUGCCCACCAUGGAUGCGGGGUUGAUGGCCAAAAUGUCCAAAGUCACUGACCGAAGAGUCUUCAUUGAUCCUUAUGUUCAAGUCACCUUUGCUGGACAACAGGGUGAGACGUCUGUCGCGAGUGCCACCAGCUGCCCGGUUUGGAACGAGGAGAUCUCCUUCAUCGAGCAGUUUCCUCCCCUCGCCCAGCGGAUCCGAGUCCAGGUCCUUGAUGACGCCAAGAUGGGGGACAUCGCUCUGGCCACGCACUUCCUGGACCUGCAGCAGAUUUCAGACCCCACAAGGAACGGUUUUAACCCCACCUUUGGACCAUGCUGGGUCAAUCUAUACGGUUCUCCUCGGAACUCCACCCUCGGAGACGUCCACCAGGCUUUGAACCAGGGCCUUGGAGAGGGAAUCUUUUACCGUGGUCGAAUCCUCCUGGCACUGUCUGUCGAGAUUUACUCCUCACCAUUGGCCGUCGCCACAGACUCCAGCUCGGCCCCGCGAGCGAUGGUGAAAGGAACGUUGAGCAGGUUGGGACUGAGGAAGAAGCGAGGCAGCAAGAAGGAAAAAAGGAAGGAAGUUCCCAGCCAAAUCAGCGAUGAUUCUGGGGAGGCAGGAGUGGAAGUGCCAGAGGCGGUGACUGUGGACGUGGAGGAGAUUCACCCACUGCCUGAGGGUUUCCUGGGUGAGAAAGAAGACUUUCUGCUCUUUGCGUCUUUGUUUGAAGUUACCAUGAUGGAUCCAUCUGUCGGCACCAGGCCCAUGACGUUUGAACUUUCCAUUGGAAAUCGUGGCAAGGCGGUGACAGCCAGGAGAUCCAAGAAGAACCAAAGCCGGGAGGAGACCCGACACAGCCGGGAGGAGCUGAGGCAAAGCCAGGAAGAUCUCAGCGAGGAGGCCCAAGGGCUUCUGGAGUCGGAGGAAGAACUGGACAGGGAGGCGGUUCUGAGUCCAGAACCUGAGAACAGAUCCGUAUCGGAGCCCAUGAGACCGCAACCCACCGAAUACGACAAGUCGUUUCGAUGCAUACCCCUGCACGCACCCUGGGAGAAACACAAGCCGUGUUUGUUUGUCUGGAGUCAAUACGAAGACCACAGCUUUCGUCUGUACCAAGCAAAUUUGCUUAGCAAGAUGGCCGACAGGCUGGAGAUCGGUCUGGAUGAGGUGGAGCGUCUCGGGCGGAGGCCCCGCACCAACGUGAAGGAGCGUCUGGUGCAUGUGCUCCUGGAGCUGGUCACUUCCUGCAUACAAUUCAGACUGUCCUCAAACCGGCUUGCUCAGUUUCGUCCCAACAAUCUGGAUGCACGCAGGAAAGACUUCAUCAAGAAGAAUUUGCUUAUGGUAGCCAGACGGGCCAUGAGGGUCAAGCAGAGGUUAACCAGGCGGACACUCAAACAGCACCUGACGGGCAUUAAAAAACUCCUGAGCAAACUUCGACACCUGGCCAAAGAGCCCCAGAACACCAUCCCGGAUGUCUUCCUGUGGUUACUGAGUGGAAGCAAACGACUGGCCUAUGUCAGGAUCCCCGCCCACUCCGUCAUCUUCUCACUGGUGGAGGACCACAGGGGGCGGGAUUGUGGUCGGGUCACCACACUCUACAUGAAGUCUCCGGGAAGUUCCACCAGCGAGAUCUUCGCCAAGCUGGAGGUGUACCUGUGGCUGGGCCAGGCCAAGUACAGCAAGGAAGCCAUCACCUCGCUCCCAGACGAGUUCUUGCCCAUCUACGAGGAGGUAGAGGAGGUGACAGCGGUCGUCACGGCAACCAGGAAGAUGCCCAUCAGACUGUGCUGUCAGGACAGUCGCUACUUCCAGCUACGAUGUCACCUCUACCAAGCGCGCGGCUUAAUGGCGGGCGACGACAACGGCCUAUCGGAUCCCUUCGCCAAGGUGCUCUUCUCCACGCAGUGUCAGGUGACCAAGGUGUCCCCAGAGACGCUAUCCCCGGCGUGGGGUGAGUGUUUGCUCUUUGACCGCGUCCUUCUGGAGGGAACGAUGGAGGACCUUGUUCAAGACCCUCCCCUGGUUAUCAUCCAAAUCUUCGACUACGACGUCGUGGGUAGCCCGAAGUUUCUGGGCCAGGCGUACGCCGAGCCCGAGUUGAAACCCGUGGAGGUGCUCUACCGGAAACCCCGUCUGCGCUUCUAUGACAUCAGCAUGGGGAGGGUGCCGGCCGGAGAGCUGCUGGCCGCCUUCGAACUCAUCGAGCUGGACUACUCGUCCUUCGGCGAGCCGUCCCUCCCAGGCAGCGUGGACCCUCAGGAGCUGACCUACCUGCAAGAGCAGCGCUGCUAUGACAUCCCAGAGGGGGUGCGACCGGUCCUCAGGAACUUCAGAAUCGAGAUGCUGUUCUGGGGCUUGCGUGAUCUGAAGCGCGUGCAGCUGUUUGAGGUGGAGCGCCCCCUGGUGAUGGUGGAGUGCGCCGGAAAGCAGUUGGAGUCCGAGGAGCUGGAGAGCUACAAGACCCACGCUAACUUCAAAGAGUCCGUGCGCUUCCUCCACGUGAAGCUGCCGGAGCAGGCUUACUUCCACCCGCCUCUGAUGCUGUUCGUGGUGGAGCGCAGAGGGUUCGGACGUCAGGUCCUAGUCGGGACCCACGUGGUCCAGAGCCUCAUGGAUUUUGCCACACCUAAACUCUGGGACGAGCCGGAUGAGGAAGAGGAAGAGCCUAAACCUAAAGUGAAGAAGAAGAACACCGUAUUGAAGACCAGCACGCUGAAGUCACUGAGCAAGAUCAAACUCGGCAACCUGUCGAUCAAAGAGUCGAGGAUUCCCUUCAGCCCCAUCAAACUGAUCAAUGCUCCCCUGAAGAAGCUGCUGAAGGACAAAGACGAGCUGGAGGAGGAUGUGCCGGAAAACGAGGAGCUGGACUGGUGGUCCAAGUACUACGCAUCCCUGGAAGAGCUGGAGAAACAGGCUGCUGAGGAGCUGAGGAAGCAGGAGGAGGAGGAACAAGAUCAACAGACCGAGGGAGAAAAUGCACCAGACGGAGAAGAUGUGGACUCGGUGGUGGUGCAGAUGGAUCCUCCCAAGCGCAAGAAGAUCGCUACGCUCGAGUUGUACGCAGGUGACUUGGAAUCGGAGUUCAGUCAGUUCCAGGACUGGCUGCAGGUGUUCCCAUUGUUGAAAGGCCGAGCGAUCGGCGAGGAUGCUGACGAAGGCGAGGACGAGCGUCUGAUGGGAAAGUACAAGGGUUCCUUCCUGGUCUACCAGAUCGAUUCGGACGACGAAGAUGACGUCAAGUGUUACAUCGACAAAGGGAUCCCCCAAAACUCGCCGGUCAAGGUGCUGGUUCGCAUCUACGUCGUCAAGGGCACCAAUCUGGCUCCCGCUGACCCCAACGGCAAAUCCGACCCGUACCUGCUGGUCCGCAUUGGGCAACAGUGUCAAGACACCAAAGACCGCUACAUCCCCAAACAACUCAACCCUGUCUUUGGAGAGGUGUUUGAACUGACGGUGUCUUUCCCGCUGGAGACGGAGCUGUUGAUCAGGGUGAUGGACCACGACAUGGUGGGCACAGACGACUUGAUCGGGGAGACACGGGUGGAUCUGGAGAACCGAUUCUACAGCCGGCACCGCGCUACAUGCGGCCUGGCCCUUUACUACGACGCCGACGGUUACAACGCAUGGCGGGAUGCAAAAAAGCCUUCCGUCAUCUUGUCCGAGCUCUGUAAGAAAAACGGCAUUCAGGCCCCGGAAUAUCGUCCGGCCGAGGUCAAAGUCCUCAACAAGAUCUUUAAGAUCCCAGAAGACGCCAUCCCAGAAGAUUUGCUGAGGAAGCCGAAUCGUUCAGCCGAAGAAGAGGCGGUGAUGGAGGAGCACGCGGCCGUCAGCGUGCUGCGACGUUGGGAACAGAUGAGCGAGUUCGUCCCGGGAGCGCUUGCGCUGGUCCCUGAGCACGUGGAAAUCCGCUCACUCAUCAACCACGACAAACCCGGACUUCCGCAGGGUUACCUCCACAUGUGGGUGGACAUGUUCCCGACGGACGUUCCGGCGCCGCCGCCUGUGGACAUCAAACCUCGACUACCCAUACAGUACGAGCUGCGCGUGACAAUCUGGAACACGGACGACGUCGUCCUGGACGACAUCAACCCGUUCACCGGCGCACCGUCAUCCGACAUCUAUGUGAAGGGUUGGAUUCGAGGCCUGGAAGGCGACAAGCAGGAGACGGACGUCCACUUCAAUUCGCUCACCGGGGAGGGAAACUUCAACUGGAGAUUUGUCUUCCGCUUUGACUACCUGCCCACCGAGAAAGAGGUGGUGUUCAAGCGCAAGGAGUCCUUCUUCUCUCUGGAGGAGUCCGAGUUUCGCCAGCCGGCCGUUCUCACGCUACAGAUUUGGGACUACGACCGCAUCUUGGCCAACGACUUCCUAGGCUCGUUGGAUCUGCGGCUAAGUGAGAUGGUGCGCGGCGCCAAAUCGUCCGACAAGUGCACGGUGCAGAUGGCCAAGGAGCGCGCCGGCCCGCGGGCCUCCAUCUUCCGCAGCAAGAAGUUGAAAGGCUGGUGGCCCCUCACCCGCCGCCAGACGCCCGAGGACCUGCGUCGCCAGGAGGCCGAGCGCAACCAAAAGCAAAACAAGAAGAAGAAGAAAGAAAGAAAGAAGACGGAGGACGUCCAGUUCACCGACAGCGAUGGAAACAUCCACUUGCUCACGGGUAAAGUGGAGGCGGAACUCCAGUUGGUGACGUUGGAGCAAGCCGAGGCCAAUCCAGUCGGACGAGGCCGCAAAGAGCCAGAACCACUGGACAAACCAAAUCGUCCCACCACCAGCUUCACGUGGGUCGUCAACCCCCUGAAGACGUUCAUCUUCAUCGUCUGGAAGAAGUUCAAGAAGUUCAUCAUGACUUUGGUGAUUCUCGUCAUGUUGGCGCUCUUCUUGGGCCUGCUGGUGUUCUCGCUGCCGCAACAAGUCACACGGCUCCUCGUCAAUGGGUGAACAACGGCAACGUUAGCGCUAAAACUGCACUCGCCGGAAUACUUUUGGGUUGUAAUUUCCUUUUUUUAUUUUCUCUUUUUUUCUUUUUUUUUGGGUGUAAAGUGACACAAUUGACUUUUUUUCUUACUUUUGGAUUCUUUUUAAUUUGUAACGUUAUUUUUUUAUGCACUCAUCUCAGUCAUUUUUAAAAUGUUUACACUUUUUUUGUGAAUUUUGGCCAUGUUUGAAAAUUCAAGAUUGACUCAAACAUUUUACACGUGAAAUCAAUUUUGAUGGAAUUCUGAUCUCAUGUUGAUGUUGAAUUGACCCAGAUACCCGCUGGCUAAUUAUUUCAUUGAGUAAUUAUUUCUAAUUGUUUGUCAUUUACAUUUUUUCCCCACAUGACUGACUAAAAUAACCGAACUUUGUUUUCACCUUUUUCUUUUAUACCGUUUGAUUGCAAGUCAAUUCAUGUUAAAAUGUUUUAAACGGGUGAAAUUGAGUCCGUUUUGCUUACUUUUCUCAUAUACUGCAUGUCGGUAGCAAAGGUCCGCUGUCUAUACAUUUAUAUGAUAGCAACAUGAAUUUUUAUUUUGUCUUCAUUGGCAUAUUUGGUAUAAAGAGUAUUGAUAAGUCA
Messenger RNA from Hippocampus zosterae (dwarf seahorse), 7629 nucleotides. RefSeq names its product fer-1 like family member 4 (gene fer1l4). Lineage: Eukaryota; Metazoa; Chordata; Actinopteri; Syngnathiformes; Syngnathidae. Gene Ontology annotation, biological process: plasma membrane organization. Gene Ontology annotation, cellular component: membrane. The transcript has 49 exons. Bases 873 to 7013 code for a protein of 2046 amino acids. The record is from RefSeq and is a predicted model, not a curated record.